Megachile rotundata (alfalfa leafcutting bee) is the source of this 2949-nucleotide messenger RNA. Its product is annotated as band 7 protein AGAP004871. Gene Ontology annotation, cellular component: plasma membrane. The record is from RefSeq and is a predicted model, not a curated record. NCBI's taxonomy places the organism in Eukaryota, Metazoa, Arthropoda, Insecta, Hymenoptera, Megachilidae.
AAUAAUUUACGAUUUUAUGUAUUAAAUACCGCUGGCAUUUGAGUUGAAGUAGCUUAUAGCUUAAGCAUACACGUAUGUCAUUAUAUCAAAUUCGGCAAGAGCACCACGUGUAACAAACUCAACGAGCCGCUUACGCUGCAUAAAAUAUUACUCGAGUGUAAAGAAGGUCAGAUAUGUCUGUACACACUAGUUGCCACAAGGUGAGCUUUGCAAGAACGUUGAAGGUCGUCAAUUAUUCUAUGAUAUUUCGCACAUUUACGGACCUUGGGAAAUAAUCGUGCAUCGAUUUCUGCGUAUACAAAUUAUGCAGUUUAAUUCUCCAGCCAACGAUUCUUCGUACAGAAACAACAAAUUAGACGUCACUUUCCAACAGUGACAACCCAUAUAUUAGUCUAGCGAACUUGAGUUGUUUGGCAUUAAACUUGCGCGAAUACAAUGGAGUAUAAACACGCAGUUAUUUUUAUCGUCGAAUCGAUAGAAAUAUCUCGAGGAAAUAUCAAAUACAUACGUGCAUUUGUAUAAUUGGAAUGAAAUUGGAAAAAUAACAGUCCUUUGGCAAAGUCCAUCUUCAGUCUCGAACAGAUCAGCUGUCCGAGAAAACAAAUAAUCGAUGAUGGGGCAAGGAACAACGAGAUGGAACGAAAAGGAAAACUGGCCGUUGAAAGCAAGAAAUGUUGGUGGGUGUACACGUAUCGCGCAUGCUGGUCCGAUUAAAGGGAGAACGUAUGCGCGUAUACACAGAAACACCAAGGAAAAUACGGGAGGAAAGGAGAGAAAGAAAACGGGAUAUGGUUAAACGGGACCAGGAUAGGAGACUCGUAGCGAACCGUGUGACGCGAAUAACGUUCACCCUACCCCGUUUUUCUCCCGAGUAAAACCACCAUCACUGCCACCAGUUUGCCGCCACCCUUUCAGAGUUCAGAGACACUUUGAGAGAAUCGUGCGGCUAUCACGCCCGACUGGCGUAUCGAGUCCAAUAAUUGCUUCGAGAUGACGGAUGCGGAUGAUCACUCGCACAAUGAGAAAAACACCUGUGGAAAUAUUCUGGUGGGGCUAUCGUGGCUCAUCGUGGUCCUCACGAUGCCAUUUUCCCUAUUUAUUUGUUUCAAGGUGGUGCAGGAAUACGAGAGAGCUGUAAUAUUCCGUUUGGGGCGGCUUCUGUCCGGAGGCGCCAAAGGACCCGGAAUCUUUUUUAUACUGCCCUGCGUGGAUAAUUAUGCUCGCGUUGAUCUACGAACGAGAACUUAUGAUGUUCCGCCUCAGGAGGUACUGACAAAAGACAGCGUAACAGUAUCAGUAGACGCGGUGGUCUACUAUCGAGUAAACAACGCAACAAUUUCGAUCGCGAACGUGGAAAAUGUUCAUCACAGUACCAGAUUGUUGGCUCAAACUACGCUUCGAAACACCAUGGGAACCAGACCGCUUCAUGAAAUUCUCAGCGAGCGUGAAACGAUCUCCGGAAACAUGCAGGUCGCUUUGGACGAAGCUACAGACACGUGGGGAAUAAAAGUGGAGCGAGUAGAAAUCAAGGAUGUACGAUUACCGGUUCAAUUGCAGAGAGCGAUGGCUGCGGAAGCGGAAGCUGCUCGCGAAGCUCGCGCAAAGGUAAUAGCUGCUGAGGGUGAACAGAAAGCUAGUCGCGCGCUGAGAGAAGCCUCUGAGGUCAUCGGAGACUCUCCCGCUGCGUUACAACUUCGUUAUCUACAGACUCUCAACACUAUUUCGGCGGAGAAAAAUUCGACGAUCGUGUUCCCGCUGCCCAUAGACUUAUUAACGUACUUUAUCCAAGCGGGUGGCGCGAAAGAUUCUUAAUCUCGAUACAUAUCCUGUUGUUUGAAGUCACAAGAUUAAAUUGCAGCACAUUGGAAUCAUUCAACCAUCAAAAAAUGAGUAACGUCAAAAGUAUUAAUACGAUGUCACCUUUCAUCGAAUCUUUGAACUCGAUAUUUGUUAGUUUUUUCUCGUACAAUCAUAAAAGACGUCAAAUAAGGAAAAAUAUGAUGAAUUUUUUUGUUUACUUAUCGAAUGAGAUUGUUCGACUUCGACGAAUAGGAAAAUAUUGCACCGUUAUCGCACACUGGUUGACUGACUGACCAAUUUUAUACGACACAAUAUGUAACUAUACAUAUACUUUUUAAACUUUCACUGGUAUUUUUAUAACUUAUUUACUUGUUUAUUUUAAUUGCUCAUUCAGGUACUGUAGCAUGCGAAGAUUUUUAAUACAUAAUAAUAAUAUAAUGACGAUAACAAUAUUAUUAAUAACAGUAAUAAUAGGAACAAUAGCGACGAAAGGCAAAGGAAAAAAAACAUUGAUCUGAUUGUAUUUAUCGUUGGUGUUUCUAUCUGUAAUAUCGACAUUGUAUAGAUUGUACAUAUGUACAACGCGAGCUCAAUCAUAGCCUACUAUUUAUUAUACACGGAACUGUUAAACGACCAAUGAAAAAAUGCACAUGUAGCUUUAUUCCUGUAUUUCAAGAGUUUUCAACGGCCUGAAAUCUAGAUUCGGUCUAACAUCGGAAUUUCAACCUGUUAGAAAUCGAGUUCCGUAAAACAUUUCUCUGGAAACAAAUAUUGACACAAGACUAUAAUAAUUGUAAGUAAAAUGGAGGAGAUAGGAUUUGGAACUGUUAAUCGAAUAUUUACGAGAUAGAAUCUGAUUAUAAAACUGGUUUGAUUGAAGACAUAUUCACUUCCGCAUGCACGCGUUGUAUUCGUUUUUAUUUUCGCCUUAAAAUUAUUAUAACGAAGAAUGCGAGAACGUAAAUCGAUCAAAACAUUCUUUGUAAAAAAUCGAGCAAUAGCAUUUAUUAAAGGUAAACCUACCUCUGUUGAAUAACGUGAUUAUCUUUGUAUUUGUAAUUUCGUGUUACCUAAUUCUAACGUAUUUAUUGUAUUUUCCUGAUAUACACGGAUGCUUGUGAAUUAAUAAAGUAUGGAUGUAUUUUCAAA